Messenger RNA from Cynoglossus semilaevis (tongue sole), 6213 nucleotides. RefSeq names its product myelin transcription factor 1-like. The record is from RefSeq and is a predicted model, not a curated record. NCBI's taxonomy places the organism in Eukaryota, Metazoa, Chordata, Actinopteri, Pleuronectiformes, Cynoglossidae. Bases 777 to 4601 code for a protein of 1274 amino acids. The transcript has 23 exons. Gene Ontology annotation, cellular component: nucleus. Gene Ontology annotation, biological process: regulation of transcription by RNA polymerase II. Gene Ontology annotation, molecular function: zinc ion binding; RNA polymerase II cis-regulatory region sequence-specific DNA binding; DNA-binding transcription factor activity, RNA polymerase II-specific.
CUUAACAAAGGAACACAUCUACAAAAAUAUUACCGCAAAGGCUACUUCCACUAAAACUGCUACUAAUACUAAUACUUUUAACAACUACUAAUCCUACCAUUACAACGAGUUCUUACAGUACAGUGAUUACAGUACUUCUCGAAAACGUCUUAAAUUCUACUUUUACUAUUAUCACUACAAAAACUAACUAUUCUCUUCUCUUCUUCUAAUUAUUCAUUCGCCUCUUCCCAGAAGGUUUCAUGUGACUGUCUAAUUGCUGCUGUUGAUCAUCGUACCGUCUCUCUCUCUCCAGCUGCUCGGCGGCGUCCUCGUUAAAUAUUGACACCGCCUUCGGUGAUCCACAGAUCGGGGUCGACAGUAAGUCAGGACCCGCUGGAUAGUUCAGUUCAGGACAGAAGGGCCGUCCCUCUGAAACACCGCCGGGGUUAGUCGCAGUUCUCCUUUGCACCAAUAGGAGGCAGUACUGGCAUCGGUGCUUCUGUCCAUGGUGCUGGAGGUUCGGCUGGCCCUGUCCAGGGUGCUGAACGGCUUCGGGAAUCUGGACUUUUUUCGUUCUUCUGUGAUCUGAACUGGGUUGUGUUUGCGGCCGCUGUCCUCCGGUUCACGAGUUUUUGUCCGUGUUUUUGUGUGUGUGUGUUUCAAAAGGAGAGAUGUCGGAGCAGAGGGGGAGGGGAGGGCACUAGUCUCACCAGAAGACAGACAUGAGUACAAAGUCCACACACUGAGCCUGAAGGAGCAGACAUUAAUCAACAGAGUGGACGAGCCUCAGCAUCAAAAUGAGCCAAGAGAUUACAGAGACACGAACAAGAACACGCUCCAAAGGCAUCAGGGCUUCAUCAGAACUGCUGGGGCAGGAGAUGAAGCAGGACUUAGCUAGCAGCUGUCCCACCCCAGGAUGUGACGGCAAAGGACAUGUCAGUGGAAGGUAUUCGCGGCACAGGAGUGUAUUGGGAUGUCCGAUUGUGAAGAAAAGGAAACUGGAGGAGGCCGGGGCUGAGGCAGAGGAGAACCAGUCUGCUCCCAAAAAGCGGAACCAGCCAAUCAAACAGGCCAAUGAGGGAAGCUCCACUGCAGACAGUGAUGAAGAGAAGGAGCAGAAAGAGGAUGAAGAGGAAGAGGAGGUGGAUGAAGAGCAUAAAGAGAAGAAAAACAGCAGAAAUAAAAGCCAGGCAGAGUCAGCACAAGACCCCUCAGCAGUGACAACCACGGACACAGAAACAGCGGAGACAACAGACUGUCCUCCAGCUGAGGAGGACAAGAGUGUCCCAUCAGAGGUUAAUGAAACUGAAGGAGAAGAACCUGGAGAUGAAGAAAAGCAACAACAACUCUCUGACGAUCUCCUCCAGGAGGAAACAGAAACUAUGAAGCAGGAAGAAGAGAAGCAGGUGGAAGAGAAGAAGGAUGAAGAGGAGGAGAAAGAAGAAGAAAAGCGAGAGGAAGCAAAGGAGGAGAUUCAAGAAGAGCUGGGUGAGGAGGAGGAGGAGAGGGAGAAGGGGAGUCAGCUGCUGACAGAGGAGCACUUAUUAGAGCCACCUGAACAAGAAGCACAGGUUACUCUGUGCGAUACUACAAACGAGGCAGAACAGGAAACACAAGAAGAACAAGAGGAAGAUGAGGCAGAGGAAGAAGAAGCAGAGGAAGAAGAUGACAUGGAAGAAGAAAAUGAGGAGGAAGACGAGGAGCAGGAGGAAAGAAAUGAAAAUAUUGUAGUGGAGAGGGAGGUGAUAAGACAGAUGAUGAACCAGGAAAACUUGGAUCACCAAUACUCCAGUGGUGAAUACAAACAUCAAGCCAAAGACCAACCUGAGAUGCAGAGUAUGAGGGAGGAACAAGAGGAAGAGGAGGAUGAGGAAGAAGCAGAAGACGAAGAAGAGCAGGAAGAAGAGGAUGAAGCAGAAGAGAGGGAGGUCCACCCAGAAUUCGACACUCCUUACACAUUGAGUCCACCCACUCAGGAAUCAGAGACUGAGGUGUCACUCAGGGAAGAAAAAGUCAGCACCCCCAUGACUGAGGAAGAUGAGGAUGAUGAUGAUGAUGAAGGACAGGAAGAUGAUAGAGAGGAGGAGGAGGAGGAAGAAGAGGAUGACGAGGAUGACGAGAGGCAAGGAAAGGAAGCAGGGGAGGUGCUGGAUGAGGAGGACGACCGAGACUCUGGCAAAGCAUCACCAACCACAGUGGUGAUAGAAGUCCACUCUGAGGACGAGGACGAUGAGGAGGAUGAAGAGGAAGAGGAGGAGGAGGAAGAGGAAGAGGAGGAGGAGGACGAAGACGAAGGAGAGGAGCAGGAUCGUGUCUCAGAGGGUUCAGGGAUCACAGAUGACUCCGAUAACUGGGAUAUGACUCGAGGGAACCUUGGGCUUUUGGAGAAGGCCAUUGCCUUGAAGGCUGAGGAGGUGAAAGGAGGUCAUGAGGUUCACAGCUCCCCCGAAUACCAACCUUACAGCUCGUCCAGCAGGGGCUCUGAGCCUGCAACCAUGGCUCGACGGACCUCUCACUACAGCAAAGAGAAGAAGGAAGUGAAGUGUCCAACCCCAGGGUGUGAUGGUACAGGUCAUGUGACUGGGCUGUACCCUCACCACCGCAGCCUGUCUGGAUGUCCUCACAAAGAUCGAAUCCCCCCAGAGAUUCUGGCCAUGCAUGAGAACGUGUUGAAGUGUCCGACUCCUGGCUGCACAGGCCAAGGACAUGUCAACAGUAACCGCAACACACAUCGCAGUUUGUCUGGCUGCCCUAUCGCAGCAGCAACCAAACUCACCAAGACCCAGGACAAGCAGAUUCAGCUGCAGCCUACUUCCAGUGAACCCUCUUCCAACUCUGAUAGAGUCCUCAGGCCCAUGUGCUUUGUGAAGCAGCUGGAGAUCCCUCAGUACGGCAGCUACAGGCCCAACACCGUGACCACCACACCUCGAGCUAACCUGGCCAAGGAGCUGGAGAAAUACUCUAAGGUGUCAUUCGACUAUGCAAGCUUUGAUGUCCAGGUGUUUGGAAAGCGAACGCUCAUUCCAAAGACACCCUGCGCUGCUGAAACAUCACCAAAAGCCUUUAAACCUAAAUCAUUCCCUAAGGCCUCCUCGCCAACUCACAAUGUGUCUGGUGGGUUUUCCAAGAGCAUGUCGUCCUCCAGUGGAUAUGACUACACCCAGGACGCAGAGGCAGCACACAUGGCUGCAACAGCCAUCCUCAACCUAUCCACCCGCUGCUGGGAGAGACCCGAGACAUUCAGCACCAAGCCCGCAGAAACCUGCAACAAGGAGUCAGACAUCGAAGUGGACGAAAACGGCACAUUGGAUCUCAGCAUGAAAAAGACCAAGAGGGAAGACAUGCAGUCUCCAGAGGCGUCAUCUUCCUCAUCUUCGUCUUCUCAAAUCCUUGGACCCACUGUGUCUCAGGGCCACUCUCAGCCGGAGUGGGAAGGACCACUGGACUUCACCAAAUCAAGUGGAGUCAAAGAGGAAGAUCAUGAGGAGGUGGAGACUUUGGCUCCGUCAUACACAUCAUCUGAGGGCGAGGACGAGGACCAGGAGAACCUGGAGGACAGGAAGUACCCGGGUGAGGUCACCACUAGCAGCUUCAAGGUCAAGUUUCAGCCCAAAGACAGCAAAAAAGACCUUCUUGUAUGUCCAACGCCUGGCUGUGAUGGCAGUGGACACAUUACUGGCAACUACGCAUCACAUCGAAGUCUGUCAGGCUGUCCUCUUGCUGAUAAAUCCCUUCGGACCCUCAUGGCUGCCCACACAGCUGAACUAAAGUGUCCGACUCCAGGUUGUGAUGGAUCAGGCCACAUCACUGGGAACUAUGCUUCACACAGAAGUCUUUCUGGAUGUCCAAGGGCAAAAAAAAGUGGAAUCAAAAUCACCCCCACCAAGGAUGACAAGGAAGACUCUGAACUGCUGAGGUGUCCGGUUCCGGGCUGUGACAGUUUGGGCCACAUUAGUGGAAAGUACGCCACUCACCGCAGUGCCUACGGCUGUCCAUUGGCAGCACGCCGGCAGAAGGAGGGGCUUCUUAACGGCACUCCCUUCUCCUGGAAGGCCUUUAAGAGCGAUGGCCCGACUUGCCCGACGCCAGGAUGUGACGGCUCGGGUCACGCUAACGGCAGUUUCCUGACACAUCGCAGUUUAUCAGGUUGUCCCAGAGCAUCAGCCAAUAAGAAGAGAGCCAAGCUGCCUGGAGACGAGUACAUUACUGCAAAGUUCAGGGCGAGUGAUGUUCUGGACAAUGAUGAGGACAUCAAGCAGCUCAACAAGGAGAUCAACGAGCUGAAUGAGUCCAAUUCAGAGAUGGAGAUGGACAUGAUGAAUCUGCACACUCAGAUUUCUUCCAUGGAAAAGAAUCUCAAGAGCAUGGAGGAUGAGAAUAAACAAAUUGAGGAAAGAAAUGAAGCUCUCUUCUUAGAGCUGUCAGGCCUGAGUCAGGCCCUAAUCCGGAGUCUGACAAACAUCCACCUACCCACAAUGCAGGAACCGCUGUCUGAACACAACUUCGACAGUUACGUGGACACACUGACCCACAUGUUUACCAACAAAGAUUGCUAUCAGAAUCCCGAGAACCGGGCUCUGCUGGAGUCCAUCAAUCAGGCUGUAAAAGGGAUUGAGGUUUGACCAGGUGGCAGGAGAGCGUGGAUGAGGGUGGGGGCAAUUGCAGUGACCUCGCCACUCUGUUUCCACACUUUUCACAUAGUGUGUGUAAUGCAUUUUGAUGAUAAUUUUUUUAAUUUUUUUUUGUUUCAUUUUUGGCCUUUUUUUUUUACCUGUUUGCAUGUUGCUUUUGGUGGAGUGAGCGUGGAUGUUAUGUGUGUGCGUGUGUGUGUGUGUGUAAACACACUGGAAUCAAAGGUUUACGCAAGGCAGAAAUGCAGUGUAGAGGCUGAGGCCAGCAGAUUUCCUUAGUUUAGUGAACAGGUCCCAUCUCCACACAGUGAUGUUGAUAGUAUUCUAUAUGAGCAUAGUGAUAAUGUUGCACCUCCAACACUAGUUUGUAGAUUCAUUCUUACAAUUGCUGUCUUAACUAUUUAAGUCCUUUGCAAACGUUGGUUUAAUAACAACUUAGGUAUUCAUGUUAUUGUAAUUGUUUGCCUAUUUAUUAUAUAUUAUGUAUCUAUUUAUUUAUUUAUUUAAAAUUUCGUUUGAAAAAAAUGCUACCUGAGAAGAUUUUAAACCGUAACCAAGAGUAGGUAAUCAUUUUCCUCUGCACCACUGAACAAAGAGGAAUAUUUUAAGAUAUCAAAUAUGAAUUGUUUUAUAAAUCUUAUUAUUUUAUUUAAAAUACAGGGAUCUUUUUAAGUGCAAAUAUUUUGUAACAAAAAGUUUUUAAUAAUUUUCUAUAUAUUUUCUUUGGUGCUUAUGUUUAUAUGAUUUUCUUCCCGUUUUAUUUCCACAAACUAUUUUCAGUACAUUGCAAUACACUGUGAAUAUUAAGCUGCACAUAUUUGGUAUUUAUUUAGUGAUGAAGAACAAAGUGAUGGUGAAUAUUUAUUUUGUAAUGUCGAUGUGUUUAUGACUGUGUACGGAUUAGUCUUUAAGUUGCCCUUGAAAUAAAGUUUUACCCACACUGCAUGUGGAAUCAAUACGUGCUUACAUGUAUUUAUAUGAUUUCUUCUCGUUUUUCCUUGGCCACCUUCAGGGCUGGUCACACUGAACCUUCUGCCACCUCAUCACCAUCUUCACUAUCUCUAUCAUCUGUGUUACCGUUAUGUCUUCCUAACUAAUGGUUCCCAACCUUUUUUGACUUGUGACCCUAUUCUUUUAAAUCAAUGACUAUACAUUUCAGGUGAACCCAAGUGGGGUCAUGACCCCACAGUUGAAAAACAUUGUCCUCAAUUAUGUCCAUGAAUCCUUCCGUAAGUACUGCACUUAUCCUAAUUGGCAGAUCAACUUAUCGCAUACAUGGUGGAGGAGAUUGAUGAUGAUGAUGAUGAUGAUGUAAAUAAAGAAGGAAAACAAUACAUAUUUAAUUAAUUGAUUUUAAUGGUUAAAAAAAUACUUCUUUGAGCAAAGAGACGACAAUACAUCCCUGUUUGCAGAUGAAACCAGGGACCAAAACAAUUGUGGCCACCACAUGACGACAGGUGGGACAAGGUAAGAUGAGGUAAAUGUUUUUGAGCAAAAAAACGAAACAAAAAAGGCACAAUUUACAAUCAAUCAUGCCCCAAAUUCACAAUAACAAUAUUAAUAAUAAUAACAAUAAUAUAAUAUCAAUACAACUAAAAAAUCU